UACCGGCUGUGAUGGACGAUUCUCAGCCAUGGCUACAAACAGCGAAUCGAGUGCUCAUCGGGGUCGGUUUGGCUAUUAAUACUCCUCUUCUGGUGAUGCGAAUCUAUACCAAGAUUUGCCUGAUGAAAAAGUUUUGGUGGGAUGACGGUGAGUCGAUAGUAUUUUGCAGUCAAUGGAGCUUCGUUUGGGGGGCAUAGUUAACGGAUAGCGGCCAGUAUGCUUGAUUCUUGCUUGGGGACGCAAGCGAUCAUUCUAUAUGGGUUCGGACAUGCAGGCUAUGGCAUCCACGCUUCACAACUCUCGCUGUCCCAGUUGAGCACGUAUGGCAAGUGCAUGCUGGCGGCAUCGACGAUAUACGUUCCCGCUCUCGCCUUUGCGAAGCUCGCCUUGCUUAUGCUCUAUUAUCGACUCCUACAGGCGACGCACCCACGAUACAUAUACGCGAUAUACGCGGUCGGCUUCAUCAUUGCAGGCUACAGUCUUGCACUUUCCUUGGCGUUGAUCUUCGGCUGCAGCCCUAUACAAAAGAGCUGGGACGUGACGGUGGCAGGCUCCUGCAUCAACAUCAGCGGCGUGUAUCUUGCAACUGCGAUCACGAACACGAUCAGUGAUGUCACCUUGAUGUUGCUUCCGAUCCCCAUUGUAUGGGGUCUCCGGCUACCUGUCAUCCAGAAAAUAGGAGUGCUCUGCAUGUUUGGUGUUGGAUUUUUAACCACCAGUAUAAGUAUCGUUCGCUUAGCAACGCUGAUGCCUCUGGUCACGUCGCAAGAUCAGACACACGAUAUCGCGUUGGCAGCUGUCUUCAUCAAUAUUGAAGCCAACACGAUUAUCAUAUGCGGUUCAUUCCCCUAUUUACGCCAGUUUCUGCGAUACCAUGCUCCACGGUGGAUAGAUUAUAGUCUAGGCUCGCGACGGAAAUACUCUUCGACAGAGUCGCCAUCGGCUCCCGUGCGGAAGCCUGGUCUCACUCAACUCCAGGAUGAUAUUGAAAGGGCGGUCAAUCAUACGGAUGGGAUGGCGAGCGUGGAAGGAAAUAUCGAACGGGGGCCCAGAGAAGUACUAUAGCAUUCGUUUGGGUGCAGAAAAGUGGACGGUCUGGCCAGGUUCAGAAGCAUGUACUUCUCGCAGAUAUCUAAUAGAGAAGGGGGGCGUUAAUAUUUAGAGAAAUACUUUUCGGGCAUCUAUUUUCAUACUCGAUUAUUUACUCUUCCAAGUUUCCCCCGGUGUCACUGAGCUGUGCUAGUUUUUAC
This is a messenger RNA of Aspergillus pseudotamarii, 1250 nucleotides long. RefSeq lists its product as uncharacterized. The record is from RefSeq and is a predicted model, not a curated record. Bases 217 to 1065 code for a protein of 282 amino acids. The transcript has 6 exons. Lineage: Eukaryota; Fungi; Ascomycota; Eurotiomycetes; Eurotiales; Aspergillaceae.